Messenger RNA from Helianthus annuus (common sunflower), 917 nucleotides. RefSeq names its product autophagy-related protein 8D-like. Gene Ontology annotation, molecular function: microtubule binding. Lineage: Eukaryota; Viridiplantae; Streptophyta; Magnoliopsida; Asterales; Asteraceae. Gene Ontology annotation, cellular component: mitotic spindle; spindle microtubule; outer kinetochore. The transcript has 7 exons. The record is from RefSeq and is a predicted model, not a curated record. Bases 89 to 766 code for a protein of 225 amino acids. Gene Ontology annotation, biological process: chromosome segregation; regulation of microtubule polymerization or depolymerization; cell division.
UAACUGAAAUCAAUCAAACCCAAACUUCACAUUCCCGCCACAUCUCCAUCUCCCAGCGUGUGUGUGAGAGAGAGAGAGAGAGACCGCCAUGGAUGUGAAGCAAGCAAGCUUAUCACUAGAUUCUAUAGUUUCAUCCUUCAACGCUCGCAUUGCAGAGCUCCAAGAUCUCGUCGUCGCCCGUAACAUGUAUCCUGCGAGCAGCGUCACCGAUUUGUCAGCAGUUGACGCUACAUUGAAGGCUUUGGAGCUUCAGUUACAACAGAUCAAAGAUAGAUUGCGUGAAGAAACCCUAGCCAUUCCUAAAGCCAAGAAGCUGAUUCAGGCAUCUCUACAGCAACAGAAGAAGUUGCAGAAUAUGUCUGCAUACGUGCCAUCAUAUUUACCUCAACCCGAAAGGGAAGAAGUUGCAGAAUGUUCUGUAAUAGACGAACCCUCAAGGCAAGAUCAUUCUUUCGGGAUUCAUGAUCCUAAAGAGGAGCCUCUACCGUUACCCAAAGUGAUUGUGGAGAAGGCUGAAAAAAGCGACAUUCCUAACAUUGACAAGAAGAAAUACCUUGUCCCUGCUGAUCUUACUGUUGGGCAGUUUGUGUACGUGAUACGUAAACGAAUCAAGCUGAGCGCAGAAAAAGCUAUUUUUAUUUUCGUGGAGAACGUCCUUCCACCUACUGGUGCAAUAAUGUCUACAAUUUAUGAUGAGAAGAAGGAUGAAGAUGGAUUCCUCUAUGUUACCUACAGUGGGGAGAACACAUUCGGGUCUGAUCGUUAGUGAAGUUCUUGUCAAUAUGACGCUAAGUGUUUGCCUUUGCUGAUAAUGAUUCUUAUUUUCUGUAUAGCUGUUUAGUAAAUAUUCUCUACAAAAUUGUUGAAUUCUAUCCAGUUAAUCAAUAACACAGUUUCGUUCAGAUUCUUUUGUCGAA